AUGUCGAAAUUCCAACCAUCCUUUGACCUUGACUGGUUCGAUCCACCAGCACAAGUACGAUUUGAUACUUCUCACAUAAUCAAGGAAGAACUUCUUGGCUUCCACCCGUUCAAGCAAUGGGCCGAGACCCUGAUUUCCACCCUCGAACUCCAAAGAACGGAUGUUAAACACCCAUUCCACGCAAACCCAUACACUCUUCAGUCCAUCACCGUCCAGUCGGCUGACUGGUUUACCAAAACUCGCAUCGGAUUCGUGAAACUCUCGGCAGAUAUAAAGAACGACAAGAAUGAAACACUUCCGGGUGUUGCAUUUUUACGUGGUGGUAGCGUUGCAAUGCUCAUGAUUUUGCGUCCUAGCGACUCGAACACCGAAAGAUGGGUCAUCAUGACUGAACAACCGAGAGUACCUGCUGGGAGUUUGCGUUUCCUGGAGAUACCGGCUGGGAUGAUGGAUUUCACCGAUACAUUCGCAGGCGUAGCUGCUAAGGAGAUUGCUGAGGAAACGGGGAUCAAGCUCAAAGCAUCUGAGCUGAAAAAUCUUACCGAAAUGGCUUUGGCAGGAGUUGAUGGAAAAGAUCAUAAUGAGAAGAUGCAAGCGGCUAUGUAUCCCAGUCCGGGAGGCUCCGAUGAGUUUAUUGCAAUCUUUCUGUGGGAGAAGAUUCUCGACAGACAGGAGAUUGAGAACUUGCGAGGGAAGCUCACUGGACUGAGGACGCAGGGAGAAAAGAUCACUGUGAGGAUUUUGGAUUAUGAGCUUCUCUGGAGAGUUGGGGCUAGAGAUGCAAAGACUCUUGCUGCUUGGAGCCUCUACGAAGCUUUGAAGAGAGCAAGACAUGAGGAAUUGAUUGAUUAUCAGUCGUGGUAG
Glarea lozoyensis ATCC 20868 is the source of this 864-nucleotide messenger RNA. RefSeq names its product Nudix. The record is from RefSeq and is a predicted model, not a curated record. Gene Ontology annotation, molecular function: ADP-ribose pyrophosphatase activity; ADP-glucose pyrophosphatase activity. The transcript has a single exon. Gene Ontology annotation, biological process: nucleoside phosphate metabolic process; ribose phosphate metabolic process. Bases 1 to 864 code for a protein of 287 amino acids. NCBI's taxonomy places the organism in Eukaryota, Fungi, Ascomycota, Leotiomycetes, Helotiales, Helotiaceae.